Messenger RNA from Apodemus sylvaticus (European woodmouse), 1783 nucleotides. RefSeq names its product Ras like without CAAX 1 (gene Rit1). Gene Ontology annotation, molecular function: GDP binding; GTP binding; GTPase activity. Gene Ontology annotation, cellular component: plasma membrane. Gene Ontology annotation, biological process: Ras protein signal transduction. The transcript has 6 exons. Lineage: Eukaryota; Metazoa; Chordata; Mammalia; Rodentia; Muridae. The record is from RefSeq and is a predicted model, not a curated record. Bases 171 to 830 code for a protein of 219 amino acids.
UGGGGAGGCACGGCCACCGGGCAAGAACCUGGCAGUGUCAGGCAGCCCUCAGCACUCAUCCGACUCCUUCCUACUGGCAAGCUGCCUCAAUCUGAAGAGAAGUCCAAGUUCGUUUUAGUUUUCUGGAAAAAGAGGCCUUUCCCCGGGGCCCAGAACUGCCCAGGAGGACAAUGGAGUCUGGAGCUCGCCCAGUUGGUAGCAGCACUAGCAGCCCUGCAGCACUCUCACGGGAAUACAAACUAGUGAUGCUGGGUGCUGGUGGAGUUGGGAAGAGUGCCAUGACAAUGCAGUUCAUCAGCCACCGAUUUCCAGAAGAUCAUGAUCCCACCAUUGAAGAUGCUUAUAAGAUCCGGAUCCGCAUUGAUGAUGAACCUGCCAAUCUGGACAUCCUGGACACAGCAGGACAGGCAGAGUUUACAGCCAUGCGCGAUCAGUAUAUGAGGGCAGGAGAAGGAUUCAUCAUCUGUUACUCCAUCACGGAUCGUCGAAGUUUCCAUGAAGUUCGGGAGUUUAAACAACUGAUUUACCGAGUCCGACGCACUGAUGAUACACCGGUGGUUCUUGUGGGAAACAAGUCUGACCUGAAGCAGCUGAGGCAGGUCUCCAAGGAAGAGGGGUUGUCUCUGGCUCGAGAAUUCAGUUGUCCCUUUUUUGAGACCUCUGCCGCCUAUCGUUACUACAUCGAUGACGUUUUCCAUGCGCUUGUACGGGAGAUCCGUAAGAAAGAAAAGGAGUUAGCACUGGCCAUGGAAAAAAAGGCUAAACCCAAAAGCAGCGUAUGGAAGAGGCUGAAGUCACCGUUCAGGAGGAAGAAAGACUCGGUCACCUGAGGGAAGUGGGAAGUGCCUGCUGUGAACUGCGGGGCUCCUCGAUGCAGUCCAGUAAUCUGCAACAGUGAGCCAGUGAGCAUGCAGUUUGUGUGCUCCUGCCACGUGGUUAUUCUAAAUGUCACUGGCAAGGGGACUCACCCACCGACUGGGAGUUGUCAUUGACUUACUGUCUAAAGCCCUGUGCUAGGUGACUCUGACUCAUGAACUCAUCAGGGCCAUGUCUACUCCUUAAUUGUCAUGUUAGAAUGUGGUCGGCCAUUGUUUUGGUUAUGUUGCUGAUGUAAAUGUAUUUGUGUAAAUCCUGUCUCCCCAGGAGAGCAUGUGUACUGUGUGCCCUUGACUACGUUUACAACAGAAGCUUGUGUUGUGUUCUCCCCACCACCCUUCAACCUGAGCUUCCUAGUACUGUCUCACAGAAGGACCUCUGCCUUGUGUAGCCACACUGUGCGUCCUGGAGACAGACCAGAGAUUGAGUACGGAACUGGUGGGAAAGGCAAGCAGGCAUCCUCGGAGAGCACUCCUGUGGCGGACCGUGGAGAGCAGAGCUUUAGGGAGAUCCUGCUCUGCUCACACAAGAGGACAUGGCCAGGAACAGGAGGGUCAGAGCAGUAUUCCUCCAGUGAGCCCCAGAGCACACGUCUGACCCAAAGGCACUCAGGUGGUAAAGAGACAGAAGCGUACAUGUCUCUGAACAUGCUUGAUUCUUCCUUCGGUGUCUGCCUUUCUUUCCCUGCUUCUGGAGCUGGGACCAUUGCUAAAUCACUUGAAUCUUACUGAAAUCCUUUGUUGACUUAGGCAUGUGGCUCACUGCUGUAAUCCUAGUAUUUCUAAGUCUGAAGCAGGAGGACUACCAUGAGUUUGAGGUUACCCCGGAUUAUAGAAUGAGAGCCUGUCUCAGAAAAACAAAACCACAAGUAAAUAAAAACAGAUUCUUUCUUAGGACUGCUAUGCCA